AAGCAAAUGAAACCGUCGGUGUAUAUAAACACAGAAUGGCUUACGCCUUGUGUUCGGCUGGAGCUGCAUCUGUCUUCUCUUCUUCUGCAAUUCGAAGGCGUUUGCCCCUAGUUGGGGCAUUUUGCAUGCUGAGCUUCGGCCUCUCCAAUCUUUGCCCCACUCUCUCCUCUUCCCUCAAGACGGGUUGCGCUCAAUCUCUCCCCUUUGUAUCUCUGUUGAGAUCAAAGUUUAGCACCCAAUCGCAAGCUAAUACUAUCAAAAUGGAAGCAAGUGGCAACACUGUACCCAGUAUCGUUGUGUACGUUACUGUCCCUAACCGAGAUGCAGGAAAAAAGUUGGCUCAAAGCAUAAUCAAAGAGAAACUAGCAGCAUGUGUGAACAUAGUACCAGGUAUUGAAUCAGUAUAUGAGUGGAAGGGAGAGGUCCAGACAGAUUCAGAGGAGCUACUUAUAAUCAAGACUAGGCAAUCUCUGUUGGAAGCACUAACAGAGCAUGUCAAGGCAAAUCAUGAAUAUGAGGUACCAGAAGUAAUCUCCUUGCCUAUAACUGGUGGCAGCAUUCCAUACCUAGAAUGGCUCAAGAACAGCACAAGGGAUUGACUUCUCACGUGUAGGGCAAAAAUUUGAGCACAAAGACUUGGCACCUAAUGAACUGCUGAACAUGAAGUGUUGGGAUGUAUAUACAAAGGGCCUUUCGGUGGCCCUAUGCUUUGCUUGCAUGUUAUCCUUAUAAUUUGACUUUAUAUGCUGUGAAACCUAUUAUUUUAUGUCAAAGUUCCUGUGAAGGCUAUGUGCUGAUGAUUCUGAGGGUACGAUUAAAAUGUUGUUGUUUGGUUGGCUUUGUUGAAUAAAAUGUCAUCUUAUGGCUUGGUGUA
Messenger RNA from Hevea brasiliensis (rubber tree), 874 nucleotides. RefSeq names its product protein CutA, chloroplastic. The coding region runs from base 36 to 599 and encodes 187 amino acids. Gene Ontology annotation, biological process: response to metal ion. The record is from RefSeq and is a predicted model, not a curated record. Lineage: Eukaryota; Viridiplantae; Streptophyta; Magnoliopsida; Malpighiales; Euphorbiaceae. Gene Ontology annotation, molecular function: copper ion binding. The transcript is spliced from 6 exons.